AUGCAAAGCACCGAGGUUUUUGGCAUCCUGCCUAUUCCCGAUGAUGUCAGAACAAACAGUGGCAUGCAGGAGUACCAGCCUUCACUCGAUCGGAAGCAAGAGCACGCAUUCCUUGCGCUCAAGCAAGGAACCCGCAAAGCUGUGCUACCAGUGCAUUCCGUGGCAGAGUAUCAGUUGUUUAGCAAGCUGAUGCGCGAAGAUCCCAUCUUCAACCGUCCUGACACUGAACCCAGUUGGGCUCAAGCCGUCAAGAUCUGGAAUCGAAUUGCAGAGUCAGAGAAAGAAAUUUCAUAUAAGCUUAUUGAACACUUGAAAGUCUACUACACAACCUGGAAGUCCAACAUGAAUGUUAAAUAUACCCUUGCACAGACAAAAGAACAUCGCAUGGCACUCAAUAAUACUCUCCGAGAUCCCCUUCGAUCACAGCAUGCUCCACCUGCUCCCGAGCGCAGUCAACGGUUCCAUGACAUUGUCUCUGGGCUUCAGUCAUUGCAAGAGACUGGUUCAGAUAGUGCAAUCUCAACCAUGCCCUCGGAUCAUAGCCUUGUUGUACUUGACACCAGAGUUCAAAUACCUCCUGUAUCUUCAGAAAUGCCGCUUGGACUGCAGAACACGAUUAUGGCGCCCGCCAAUCAGAUGUAUGCACUGGCACACAAGCGUGCAGUUGAUGCAACUGCAGUUGAGCCACCAACAAAGAAACCAUGA
Molecule: messenger RNA, 705 nt
Organism: Sparassis crispa
Lineage: Eukaryota; Fungi; Basidiomycota; Agaricomycetes; Polyporales; Sparassidaceae
Exons: 2
Coding region: 1-705 (234 amino acids)
Source: RefSeq, a predicted model, not a curated record